Messenger RNA from Solea senegalensis (Senegalese sole), 2100 nucleotides. RefSeq names its product B-cell receptor CD22-like. The record is from RefSeq and is a predicted model, not a curated record. The coding region runs from base 186 to 1997 and encodes 603 amino acids. The transcript has 12 exons. NCBI's taxonomy places the organism in Eukaryota, Metazoa, Chordata, Actinopteri, Pleuronectiformes, Soleidae.
UAUAUAUUUCUGUGCUGCCUGUUGUGUCUCAAGAGUGUGGAGUCUGGUUUAGGUUUGGAGAACAUCUAACCUCAUGUUACCAGCAUUUUGAGUCAAGAAACCAUCCCACUUCUGCUUUUCAUUUCACACAGAUAUUCCCCGGUUAAGUCUUUAGUCAGUCAGUUUGCUGUAGCUGGCUCAGGUCAAUGAUGGGAUAUUUCAUUCUGAUGAUCCUUGUUUUUACACCAGGUGUUUGGAGUGGAUAUUGGAAGGUGACCUUAAAGAGUCAGUGUGCUUUGAAGGGCACAUCAGUAGUUAUAAAGUGUGACUAUGACUACCCUUAUGGUCAUACUGUCACCGAGGUGCACUGGUUAAAAUGGUCUGUAACCAGUCAGCCAAAGCUGGUUCCCCUCUCUGAUCUGCCUUCACCUCCAGACUUUAAAUAUGUGGGCAACAAAUAUGGCAACUGUGACCUGAAGAUCAAUAACGUCCGACCCAUGGAUGAAGGACUGUACUAUUUCAGUUUUGUGACAACGCGCGACACAUGGAGUAGUAAAUACUCCGCUCAUUUGACUGUGCGAGAGUUGACCGCCUUCGUGAGGCCGACCACUGUGUCAGAAGGAUAUAAUGUCCGACUGAUCUGCGAGUCAGGCUGCCCUUCACGUCCAGGCAUCACCUGGUUCAGAGAUGGACAAAGAGUGUCAAAACCACAGUUCUGGGCCAGAAGAGAGGAUGCUGGGACGUACCAGUGUGCCGUCGUUGGACAAGAGACAGCCAGAUCUGCCUCUGUUGCUCUGAACGUUCACUAUGCUCCCAAGAAUGUGACACUGUCCAUAAGUUCACCAGCAGACAUCGUCAGAGGAAGUUCAGUGACCUUCUCCUGCAGCUGUGAAGCAAACCCACCUGUGACACACGAAGGAUACAGCCUGUACAAGGGUGAACAGUGGGUCAGUUUAGGACAGACACACACCAUCUUUGAUAUCCAGCCCAGUCACAGUGGACUGUACCAUUGUCAAGCAACGAACAGCAUCAGCUGGAUGGGCAUUGACGUGGUCAAAUCGACUGAGAUUCACCUUGAUGUCCAGUAUGUUCCCAAGAAUGUGACACUGUCCAUAAGUUCACCAGCAGACAUCAUCAGGGGAAGUUCAGUGACCUUCACCUGCAGCUGUGAAGCAAACCCACCUGUGACACACGAAGGAUACAGUCUGUACAAGGAUGAACAGUGGGUCAGUUUAGGACAGACCCACACCAUCUUUGAUAUGCAGCCCAGUAACAGUGGACUGUACCACUGUCAAGCAAGGAACAGCAUCAGCUGGAUGGGCAUUGACAUGGGCAAAUCCACUGAGAUCCACCUUGAUGUCCAGUAUGAGCCCAUGAAUGUUUCAGGUUCAGUGGAGCCACAACAAGUCGCUGAGGGCGGCAGUGUGAAUCUGACCUGCAGCAGUGUGGCUAAUCCUGCAGCAGACAGCUACACCUGGUACUGGAGGAGGACACAUUCAGCCAACUCCAACUCUAUUCUCCAGGUGGGCUCAGGACAGAUGCUGUCUCUUCACUCUGUGGAGGCUUCUCACUCUGGACUGUACUUCUGCCAGGCCAGGAACAGUGUGGGGGAGAACAACUCAACUGAGGUGCUUCUCACCAUGGAGACAAUGAAUCAAGGCAGCCAGUCCCACCUCAUCAUAGCUGGACUUGCAGGACUCAUUGUUUUAGUGGCUCUUGUGACAGCUCUUCUUCUGUUCUGGAAGAAACUAAGAGCGCAAAACGCUGUGUCUGGCUCCAGAGUAAAUGGCUUGAUCUCUUCAGUCAGAGAAGAUCAGCUCGACAACAUUUAUGCCAACAUCACAGUUCCGUCCUCUCCCCCUCUUACCUCAACUUCUGACGAAGCUGACGUGAUCUACUCGACUGUGACCAUCAAACACAAAGCAACUAAUGUUCCACCUCACAUAAAGUCCAAAGCAGAAGCAGAGGAGGAGGAUUCUGUGAUCUAUGCUGCUGUGGCUAAAUCCAGAGGAUCCUGAUCUUAACAAAAUAGUGGACAGGAAACAACCAUUUUUGUUCAAGUGUUUAAAUGCUUUUUCAUUGUUAUUAUUAAUAUUAUUAUUAUUGUUUGCUAAUAUUAUG